Trichobilharzia szidati is the source of this 1317-nucleotide messenger RNA. The record is from the annotation of a GenBank genome assembly. NCBI's taxonomy places the organism in Eukaryota, Metazoa, Platyhelminthes, Trematoda, Strigeidida, Schistosomatidae.
AUGAAGCAUAACUCAUUAGAGCUGUCACUUUUGAAGGACAUACAAGAAUCAGAUAAGUCAGAUACUAUCGCACCAAAGCAUAACGGCAUAAACACAAUUCCACCCGUUUAUAGAAAGUCUCCAAGAACUCCAUCUAAUACACUAUACACUGAAGAAACUUUUGAUAACAGUUUAAUGCAUGUUAAUAUGGAUCCUGCUAGAUAUCGUGGCCUUCGUGAUUUGGAUCUGGAUUCCUGGGAUGAUGAAGCAGCAGCAAAACUACGAUUUUCAUUGCGUCCUUCUGGGGAUUUACUGGAUUAUUUGUCACUAUGUAGACAUCCUUGUGGUCUUCGUGCCUUAAUUCACUCAGUGAACUCACGACCUCUUAGGCGAACAUUUGGUGUCAUUUGGUUUGUUCGGGAUAUUUGUGGAAUAAUAUGUCUUUUUGUUACGUGGAUGCUUAUCUUAUAUGCAGAGUUUGUAAUAGACUUCAUCAUACUUGGUCAUACGCCAUCUCCUACCUUCUGUUGGAUAAGCGGAACAGUUUAUCACUUUUUUGCUUUACUUGCUGUUGUUUCUCAUUUUAAAGCAUUCACCACUGAUCCAGGUAGUAUUCCUAUUGGUGCAGCAAAUCAAGCACUUGGAAAAUAUUUACUGCAGUAUUCUUCUUAUUUAUCCACUAUGCCUGUACGUUGUACAAAGUGUCUUUCAAUUAAGCCACUACGUGCUCAUCACUGCCGUAUCUGUCAAAGAUGUAUUCGUAAAAUGGAUCAUCACUGUCCUUGGGUGAAUAACUGUGUUGGCGAAGGAAAUCAAAAGUAUUUUAUUCUUUUUGCUUUUUAUAUCUGCCUCAUGUCGUUUUCCGCUAUAGCUAUGUGUAUUUAUUUCAUUUUUCAAUGUCUGAGCUCGGAUUGGGAAGUUUGUCAACCCAGUCAAAGCUUUACCCAGCUAGGGAACUUCAGUCCAUUAGCAUGCAGUGCAUUUGCUUUAGGAUUAAUAUGUGAAUCUCUCAUGUUCGGCAUUUUCACAUUGGUUAUGUGUAUCAGUCAGUUGUGUGCUAUUUCUAAUGAUGAGACGGGUAUCGAAAACUUUAAAAAAGAACAGACAUCCUGGGAAAAACAAUCAAGUAGACAAAAUUUCAAGAAAGCAUUCGGUUCCCGGUUCUCAUGGAAAUGGUUUAGCCCCUUUUCACCGCCUCCACCUCUAGCACCGGUAGUACCAGGGCUUCCAAACAAUUUCGAUUCAACAGUUAUGUUACAUUUCGCUGAGCAAAAUGCAACUCGUUCUGGUUCAAUUGGAUUCCAAACAGAUCUCAAUCAGGUGCUUUAUGUUGUUUGA